Molecule: messenger RNA, 862 nt
Organism: Schistocerca nitens (vagrant locust)
Lineage: Eukaryota; Metazoa; Arthropoda; Insecta; Orthoptera; Acrididae
Product: class E basic helix-loop-helix protein 22-like
Exons: 7
Coding region: 293-853 (186 amino acids)
Source: RefSeq, a predicted model, not a curated record
CCGCGCACGUCGCAGCGCAGCGUAGCGUAGCGUACUAGCCGUCCGUGAGGCAGGGAAGCGAGUGCCGCGAACCGCGAGUGUCGGUGAGUGGGGCCGUGUGCGUGUGAGUGUGAGUGCGACUGUGCCUCGACCGGAGCCGCGCCCUCGAGCAGCCGAGCCGAUCAGCUGGUCCGCCGUGCAGCGCCUAGCGGACAUCCUGAGGCCGUCGGCCGGCUCCUACCGCGUCUGCACGACGGCGUCGGAAGCUCCGCCUCCCCCCAAGGAGGCAGCACCAUCGGCGCCGGCGCCCGCCAUGGAAGUGGCCGCCGAGCCGGAGGCGGAUGGUGGCGGGGGCGGCGGAGGCGGCGGAGGCGGUGGGGACAGUGGGGGUGGCGAGGGCGUGUGCCGCACCGUGGACAAGCCGCGAGAUCCGGACCGCUCCAGGGAUCUGUUCGGCGUCCAGCUGGAGGUGACGAGCCUUCUGCUGGAGGCGGAGCGGCGGAAGCUGUGGGUGCUGCAGAGGGAGCUGCAGACGGCGCUGGCCGAGGGAGGAUCCAUCAAGGCCAAGGAGCACCAGCGGCAGGAGCUGCUGCUCGCCAUCUCGCGCAUCCAGGCGCAGCACGACCACCUGGAGAAGGAGUACGAGCAGCACGCCAUCGGGGUCCUGCGCUGCUCCAACACCAGGGGCUCCGGCAAGAGCAACCGCAGCCAGCCAGCCAUCGGGCUGAAGCAGACGCCCAAGGCGCGGCCCACCAUCUUCGGCACCGUCGCCUCGGACCAGACGCCAAAGGACGGCUCCAGCAGAAGGGUGAGUGUCGCCGCUUGCCACCGCAACGUGCUGCUCUUCCUUUGUUUGCGACUCAUUCGGCUUUAACAAGGUAAG